AUGACGACCAUUUCAGUAGUACAGGGGGAAAACACCUCGGUGGAAAUUGGGAGCCAGAGCCCUGAAACCAUUUUCAAUAUCGGUACGAGGAAGUCCCCGCUGGCCCUGGCUCAGACAGAUUUGGUCGUCAAAGGCCUUGCGUCCGCAUUCCCCGACCAAGUAUUCGUGACCAAAGCUCGGGAUACUGCUGCGGGUGAUGUCGACACAACCACAGCCGUCAAGGACAUGGCUGUCAAGAAUAUCUGGAGUCACGAGCUUGAAUCUCUACUGGUUGAAGGCAAAUAUGACUUGAUAGUCCAUUCGCUCAAAGAUGUGCCUACAAACUUACCCGAGGGGUGUGAAAUAGGGGCAGUGCUGGCUCGUGAAGACCCAAGGGACGCCUUUGUCAUUAAAGCUGGCAGGACUCCAUGCAAGAUUGAAGACUUGCCUGCCGGGUCUGUCAUCGGCACGUCUUCUGUUCGUCGGACGGCUCAGAUUGCAUCACUAUAUCCUCAUCUGCGAGUGGAAAACAUGAGAGGCAGUCUGCACACUCGUUUAGCAAAACUUGACAAGGAAGACAGCCCUUUUGCCGGCUUGAUUCUUGCGGCUGCUGGUCUCAUUCGCAUAAACCUUGACCAUCGGAUCACUCAAUUCCUCGAAUCCAAGAGCGGAGGAAUGCUUUAUGCUGUCUCACAGGGAGCCAUCGGGGUCGAGAACAGAUCACCAGAUGAGCGGGUACAGAAAAUGCUUAGUGCGAUUGACCACCGGGAAACUCAUCUCGCCACGGCCACGGAACGGAGUCUCCUGAGAGUCUUGGAAGGAGGGUGCAGUGCCCCGUUGGGAGUCGAGACCAGUUGGGUCAAAGAUGAGGCGGGCCAGACGGUUCUGCGACUGAAGUCUAACGUCAUCAGCACGGAUGGGAAACAGAAGUCGGAAGUUGACAUGACUGAAGUGGUAACAAGCAAAGAUGAUGCUGUUGCCUUUGGGACCAAGGCAGCGGAAGAACUACUUCGCAGAGGUGCUGACAAGAUCUUGGCGCAGAUCAAGGCGAAGGUGCCCACCACUGCGGCUGAUCUCGGAGAAUAG
Messenger RNA from Capronia coronata CBS 617.96, 1065 nucleotides. RefSeq names its product porphobilinogen deaminase. Lineage: Eukaryota; Fungi; Ascomycota; Eurotiomycetes; Chaetothyriales; Herpotrichiellaceae. The coding region runs from base 1 to 1065 and encodes 354 amino acids. Gene Ontology annotation, cellular component: cytoplasm. Gene Ontology annotation, biological process: heme biosynthetic process. Gene Ontology annotation, molecular function: hydroxymethylbilane synthase activity. The record is from RefSeq and is a predicted model, not a curated record. The transcript is spliced from 2 exons.